AGAUCACAUCCCUAAAGUGUAGGAAUGAGAAAAAAACACACGAAACUCCGCUUCACUUGUGUUUUUUUCUAAUUUUACUGUCAUUACGCCGAUAAAUUGAUGCAUAUUUUGUAUGCAACAGUUAUUUCGAUUAAAUAAAUCGCAUUAUUAUGUACAACAUUUCCGCAAGGAAUGUGCUGAGUGCGUGUAUUUACUAAAAUCAAUAACAAUCAGUGACCAACAAAGUUACCAAGAUGAAUUAUGAAGCCGAAAGAGCCAUGAACCAAAAGAGAUUGCGUAUGGAGGCGGAACCUGGCCAUGGAGUGGUGCAAGGAAACGGUUUACCACUCAAUUAUAUCGAUAAUGGUCAUCAAAUACCUUACCAGCCCUAUGCUGGGGCCUACAAUACCCACUACCCGCCCCCGGAUGCGUUCGCAGCGUACGGACCGCCACCACCAGGAGGCUAUGCCCCACAGAACCUGUCUUAUGCACCUCCUGCUCAUCAAAAUUAUGCUCAUCACCAGAGUUUCCCACCACAGCAGCCUCCACAGGCCCAGUUGCAUAUGCAGUCACACAUGGGUUAUGGUGAUGUGGGUGUUCACAAGCCUGCGUGGCCUCCACAACCACACCUACUACCACCGCUCGACGCUCAAAAACCAAUAGAUGUGAAACAACUUAAACCGGAAAUCAAACUUGAGCCCACAGAUGCCCAAAAACGACCACACCCCGAAGCUGAAAUGAUGAGUGAAAUGGAUCAGCCAAAAAUAAAAAUCAAAACAGACAUUUUUAAGCCUGAUGACUUAGCACACAGACCCAUUGAAAAACCUAUAGAUGCACACAUACAUAAACCAUUAGAAGGUGCACAAAAGCCAACAGAUCUACAGAAUAAGGAUGAAGGACAGCCGAAUACAAUAGUUGACAUCAAAUUAGGAGAGAAACCGACUGAGUCGAGCAAGGGGGACGGCAGCGCGGAGGCGGGGGAGCCCCGGCCCGCGGACUCCGCCGCCCCGGCCGCGCCCAACAGUGAUAUCGACAGGAAACCGUUCAGUAGUCCAGAGCUGCCGAAGUCGGGCUCCGUGCCGGGGAAGGCGCCCACCCCGAGCUCCGAGCCGAAGAAGAGAGGUCGCCCUAAGGGGUCGACGAACAAACCGAAGCCCCCCGGCGUGACCGGCAAGCUGGUCCCCAACAUGGCGGCGGGCGGGGGGGCGCCGCGCGGGCCCCCUCCCCGCGCCCCCGCCGCGCCCCUGCGCCCGCGCUGCACCGGCUACCAGUACGCCGUCCGGGCCUACAGGAAGGACUUCUCCGGGAUACAGUUCAGAAGGCGCUGGAGCGACGACUGCCUGGACUCGUCGCACAUCCCCAACGAGGUGUACUUCGGCGACGUGCCGGUGUCCACGGAGGUGCUGUUCAACUACUACGACGCGAACGCGGAGCGCGAGCGGCUGGCGACGCAGGCCGCGCAGAUCGCCGCGCAGAAGGCCGCCGCCGCCAAGCUCGCCGCCGCCAAGCUGCAGGCGCGGGGCGUCGUCUCCAACGAGGUCACAACAGUCGAUUCAUCAUCGUCAGACGAUUCGUCAGGGUCCGAAGGCAGCGAUUCUGAAGACAGCGACGAGGACGCCCCCCUAAAACGAGGUCCAGGCAGACCGAAGGGCUCCAAGAAUUCUCCGCGGCCCCCCGGAGCGACGCCCCCCGGCGCCACGCGGCGCGGCCGGCCCCCCGUGCCCCCCGAGCUGCGCCAGCCCGGCAUCACCGACAUGAAGAAGUUCUGCAAGGCGGCCGGCAUCCGGUUCGAUUACAAGAAGCUUGUUGAAGGUUGCACGAAAAACAAAGAAAGAGUUGAGAAGAUGCUAGAGCUGCUGGUCGCGGCCGGGCUCGAGGGGAAGCCCACGCUGGAGAAGUGCAAGGCGAUGAAACAAGCCAAACUAGACAAGAAGGAGCAAGAGAAGCUCGCCAAGAAAGAAGCGAAAGCGAAACACAAAGACGACCCUGUUGCAGCGGAGCCGGCGGCGGGCUCGUGCCGGCGCAUGACGCGCGGCGCCACGGGCGUGAAGCCGCGCCAGCGCAUCGUCAUCUCGUCGGACGAGGAGGACGACACCCCGCAGGCGCGCCGCACGCUCUCCAAGCUGCGCUCCAGCGUCAACGACCACUCCGACUCCGACUAGCGUCCGAGGUCACUAUCAGAUCGUCUGCUUGACGAUGAGCAAUUCCUUUGGGGCAGUUAACGCUGACAUUUCCGAGAGUUAGGAUCGACGUGUCCGUGGACGAUCUCGCGUGUGUAUUACAAUAAAAUAAUUAAUGAAAAAAAACUUUAAAUAAUUAUUAUAGUUAACCAUAGUGUGACGUCGUUAGAAAAAUCUCAGUGAACAACAUUAUUUUGUAUAUGAAUCUGUUUAGUUCGUAAUUGUAUCGGAGUUUGUUUGAGAUUGUAAAAUUUCAUUGGUAAAAUUCUGUCAUGUUGGCAACAUUGACGUAUUAAGAUAUAUUAUUGCCAACAGAAAUAUAUUAGAAGUCACCAAUUUGAAGAUAAUCUAUGCCUAGUUUUGAAAAUUUGAGUGAUAGUAGAAAAAUAAAAUGCUAAUGAUUUUUCUUUUUUUUCUGUUUUAUUGAACUAUGUCUAUACAUGUUAUUAUAGAUAGCAUAGACUAUUUUGGAGAAAAUUACAUUGGCUACUUCACAUGAACGAUUUAGUGUUGCAAGUGGUAAAAAAUAUAAAACAUGCGUCCCUUUGUUAAACGAUUUUCAAAAUCAAAUUACACGUUUUCGAUCUCAGAUAAACUGCAAUGCAAUGAUACAUUAAUAUUGUUAUGAAUAUCAUAAAAAAUUUGCAUUAAAAAAUAUAAAUGGACAAUAACUAACGAAAGAUAAACUCGAAAACAAUUGGAUACGGCAUACGAAAACAAAAAUACUAGUCACGUUUGAAAAAAAAAUUCUCAUUUCCACGUUUUUGAGGCAGCUCCAAUUAAUAGUGUAAAACUUUAAUUUAAUUAAUACGAAAAAGUUAUGUGUGUGUUUUUUUUUCUAAGAAUAUUGAUUGAAAAUCGCAUUAAAUUAUGAUUCCUUUGGAUGUCUGAGGAACGUUAAUGUGUGGCUCAACGAAUUGGUUGUAUCCGGUUUGUCGGCAAAUUGUGCAGGUUUUUUACACGCUAUAAAUUAGCUUCACUUGUUUGUAUGUUUGUAUCUGACUCCUUUAGACGCGAUUUUGAACCAAUUUAAACGGCCAGAUUUCAUUCAAAAUUUAUAGAUUUAUCGAGGACCAUACACUAAUUUGAUAAGAUUAUUCCAUUAUUCAAUUUGCAAAAAUAAAUUAAUUAAAAAUUAAAAAUAAAUAAUAGACAUACAAACAAUAUACACUUUCAGAUUGUCAGUUCCUAAAACAAGAUAUCUUAAAACGCAUCGGUUUUUAUACCAUAUCAUUCUCCUGCUCUACACCUUGUCACCUGAGGUCGGCGUAACAUGUUUUCUCCUUCCAUACUCCUCUAUCAUAUACUAUUUCUUCGCUCACUCUCCUCUUACCCAUAUCGUCUUUCACGCAAUCCAUCUAUUUCUUCUUAAGUCUACCACUUCCUCUAUACCCUUCCACAUUCAUAGUUAACGCUCUCUUACCAACCUCAUUUUCAGUUCAUCUUAUCACAAGUGCUCUAAAAAACAACCUGUAGUUUUCGGUUUCAUAAUUUGAAUUGUACGAUCGUUUGACUUUUGGCGGGAACGCGAGGUGUGAAGUUAUGUGAUUUGUUUUAUUUUGUCUAUUUAGUGUUUUUGUAGGUUAAAAUGUGUAAUAACGGUGGCUUAUUAACUGUUUAAUAACUAUGAAAGUGCACAAAUGUGGGAAAAUGAAAUAAAAUUGUUGGACGUAGCUUUUCGAGAUACUCCAAAAAGUCCACUGAAAAAAUCUCAGUAAAUGAACACCAUUUUACUGAGAUUAUAUUUCAUCCCAUAUUAUCUCAUUUCAUUUAAUUUCAUCCCAGUUGAUUAAUGUCUCAAAUUAAUCAUCUUCAUUUCACUCCAUAUUAUCAUUGUUCAUAAAAAUAACAAUAUAAAUUAUAAAAAUAAAACAUCACCUUAAAGGUCUUAGUUACCAGGUCAUAAAGUCCCUUAAAAAAAAGUCGAUCGUUUAAGAGUCAGAACGAAACCUCGAGAGUGAGACAAAAAAUACUAUCUCCCACCUUUUGCCUCUGGGCGGUCACUGAUUUUAAAGGUCUCGUAGGUCGGUGCGCGUUGAAUUGAACCCCAGUUCCGUAUUGCCUAAAUCGGAUACAACUAGUUUGGAGUUAAAUGUAGGAAUGAAACCCUCGCCUCCUUAUCUAAGUAGCAGUAGUGAUAGAAUGCUUCUAAUGGCACUCAAUAAUGUUCAUUUGUGCCUAUGAAAAUAGUAUAUAAAAAUUUUAUUAUAUAGAAGUAUAAAAAAUAUAUAUAUAUGUAUACAUAAAUAAUAGUGAAUAGCGUGAGUAUAUAGUUUUUUUUUUAAAUAAUAGAUUUCAUUGUCUCAUAAAAAAAAAUCAGUACCGUAGGAGGAAACUAUCAUUUUUAUUGUAUUCUAGAAUUAAAACAAAAAAAAAAAAUCGUAACACCAAGACGUUUAAGUUAAGGUCUUGUAAAUAAGAGUAAUUAAAAAAAAACAAAAUGAAAUGCGUGUCUCUUAAUUUUUUUUUUAUUCUUGUACAAACCAACGAUGUGUAUCGUCGCUUUUGUAUAUAAGCUCGUGCGAAAGUGAAAAAUUAUUUUUUAAAGUAUGUAUGAGUUUUAUAGAGGAUGUUGGACCUUUGGAAACAUAAAUUUUGUAUAUUUGAUUGUUUAUAGAAACUGAAAUUAAUAUUUGAAAUUCGCUUAUAAUAAGCGUAUGCGUUAGCUCGACUCGUACCUAUAGAGAAACGAUUUGAAAACGAUUUCUAGUUUGAUUUCUCAUUGUUUUUGUGUUUGAUCGUAAAACGUGGGUAGUUUUUAUUUCGAUAUUACGAUAACUCGGCUUGAGCCCGUUCAACUUACUCAGUACAACGUCAGAAAUUGAACGCUUAGAGAAAUAGAGAGAGAGGGAAGGAGAGAGAGACAGAGAGACUUUCUGUCUUUUUUUGCGACAGAAAUGAUCAAAAAAUCUUUUGAAAUCAAGUCUCAAGCUUGAACAAAUCCGCAGCGCGUCACAACGAUGCGAUGCUUGUAAACUAUGGGUCGCGUAUGUUACUGACGUCAACUUUGAAAGUUAAUACGACAUCGGAACGAUACGAACGCACCGAAUAUAUGCGUUUAGGCUGGGUUCACACGGCAUUGUCCUGCACGUUUAUUUGCAGUGUACGUCUUAACGAAUGAAUAGUGGCACAUACAGUGUACAUAGAACCUCUCCUUACGGAUCCAAUAACCUUUGCAUUAGACGCCUUCAGCUCUAACAUCAGGAGCAGGCUAAGGGACCCCGGUAACCGUACUCGUCGAACUCGACAAAGAGGUCGACGUGCAACCUAACCCAUACAUCAGUCCGGUGAGUUUCUCGCCGGAUCUUCUCAACGGGUCGCGAAUCUGAGCCGGUAGUAGAUUCAUUCGCGAAGCAGCUGCUCAUGAGUUGUUGGGUCUACAUUGGAGGCGCUCGGGCAGCUGUUAGCUAAUCCCACCCCUCCUGGCUGAGCCUUUGCUCGCCCACCUGUCCUGGUGAAACUGGAAAGGCCUCAGGGCCACCAGUAAUCCUUCAAUCAUAAAAAAACUUGUACUGCAAAAAAUCGUACACCGCUUCUGCGUUUAAUAGAAUACUCAACGGACUUGUCAAGUAAAUCGAAUGAGCUUUAACGUUGCAGCGACGCAUAGUAUAGUUCUGUCUCGUUCACACGCUCGUUUUUACACGAAUGAAAAUCUACCAUAUGAACACCCGGGUGAUUGUACCUUAUAAUCUAUAUAUAUAAAAAUGAAUUGCUGUUCGUUAGUCUCGCUAACACUCGAGAACGGCUUCACCGAUUUGGCUAAUUUUGGUCUUGAAUUAUUUGUGGAAGUCCAGAGAACGUUUAAAAGGUAGAUAAAUAUGAAAAUGCUCGGAAUUAAUUAAAAAUAACAAUUUAGUUUUUCUUUUUUUGUUUUAAGUUUAUUUUAUACAAAAGUUUAGAUCUUUUAUUUAUCGAUUGAGGCACUACGAAGUCUGCCGGGUCAGCUAGUAACGAAUACAAAGAAAACGUGCAGGACAACGCCGUGUGAACCCAGCCUAAUAUUUUAAGAACUUCAAACAUGAGGUUCGGAACGCGAAGCAAUAAUUGAAAUGCCUCUUAAUCUAGAUUUAUAAUCGAUGUUUCGAAAAUUUAACAUCCAAUUCUUCCUUUACGUAAUAUUACGGUAUUUAUAUACGUUUUUAGUAUUAGCACGUUUAUGAGUUUGAGAUGAUCGUGAUGUGAUUCGUGUCCGCCAUUUGUAAUUGUUGCAAUAGUUACCGGAUCGGUUAACAGAUGGCGUUGCUCUUAACGAUUGAAAUGCGAUCAGUCGUGAAGCUUGUUGCAUGUAGUCGGAUUAGUUGAGCUUACUUUUCAGUAAAAGCUCUUUAAUAUAUGCUUCGAAUAGAGAUUGGUGCAAACCUGUACAGCAAUAGUACAUUCUGUGAAAGUUACGUUCUAUUAAAAGUUGUAUUUAUUGUGACAAGUGACUGCAGCAAGACAAUAGAAAUAAUAAAGCUUAUUGUUUGCAUGUAGUCGGAUUAGUUGAGCUUUUGUUUCAAUAAAAGCUCUUUAUUAAACACUUCGAAUAGAGAUUGGUGCAAACCGUUAUAGUAAUAGUGCAUUCUGUGAAAGUUGCUUGUCUUUAUUGUGACAAGUUCAAAACUACAGCGAGACAAUAGAAACAAGACGUUUUGAGCUUAGGGCGAACUUUUAUCCGUUAAUGCGACUCGAUAUUGAAAGUUUGGAAGAUUUGGCUUUCGGAAUCUCAAAUCGAAUCGAAGAGAAUUUUUAACAUCACCGAGACUAUUCUGGCAGAGAUAGACGGCUUUUAUAAGAGUCUAUAGAGUUUUAUCCACUGAAUACACGGUGUAGCGGGUAGAGAUGGAUUUAGGCUUGAUGCCCUUAAUGUUAAAAUGAUUUUUAUUAAUUUCGAUGCAAUAUUUUUGUUUUAAAUUUAAAAUAACUUAAUAUAUUUUUUAUAAAAAUUAAUCUGAACUCAUCCUCAAAGGAGACUUGUCUUGACUUUUUUCCCGUCUCUGAAAUUUUGGUAUUAUAAAAAACUUACUACCCCUCAAAUCAUGCUGGCUUAGGCGUAAAUCCAUCAUUGGUAGCGAUUAGCCGUCGUAUGACACAAAAAUAUUUGACAGAAUCUCGCUAACGACAUUUUCAAACAUAACUUUGCACUUAUAUAAGCUCUGAACAACUACAUUGGUCCGAUCUAUUGAGUUAUUUCUCCCGCUAAUGGAAGACCUUCGUCUUUUUGUGUUCUAAGAUAGUCACUACACGUGCAACAGUAGAUAUAUUUGAUGAUCGCAAAAGCUGUACAUCAUCAUGAAUUCUUGGAACCGCAAUGUCCUAAUUCCAUACAAUCUAUUAAUUAAAAUGUACUUCGUGAAGACAACGCACAACAUAAUCAGACGCUUUCCUCGUUUACUUUUGUAAAGAUGUGUAAUCUUAUUAUUUAACUUGGAUUAUUAUAAAGUGUGAUAGAAAUGAAUUUAUUUCUUAAUGAACUCUCUUUGAAGUGUAUUAAAUAAAAAAAUAAUAUUUACACGAAGCGUGCUCUGUGUUUAUUUAUGUAUUUAUUUGCAUUUAGCUUUGUAGAGCAAUUAAUUAAAACCCUCGGAAGAUUUUGUGUUAAGUCUUUAAACGUGCCUCACAAAAUAAUCCUGUUUCACAAAAGACAUAAUCGUUUUGUGAUUUUUGUUUGUUUGUUUGUUUUAAUUUAGUAUUUUGUUAGUAUCACGCAAGAUUUAACUUAACCGUUGUUAAAGUCAAUCUUAGUAGAAGCGAAACAACAUUGUUAAUUAACUAACUAAAAUAUUGUUGAUUUAAUAAGCUUAGUAAAUACUUGUGGUGUUAUCAACCUUUUGCGAACGGGCAAUGUAAAGCGACGUGUGUCACGAGGACGUUGACCCCGCCAGCUGUUUGUAAACAACACGAAUACAUUGCGUGUUCUUUUUCGAUAACAAUUGAAGACAUGAGUGGAAGAAGGGUAUAUGAAAACAAUUUGUUAAUUUUGAGAAAACGGGCAACAACCUUUUAUUAUUUGUACAUUUUCUUCGUAUAUAACUUCUUCAUCAAUUGCAAUUUGUAAAAAUAGCUUUUAUACUCAGAGUUUUAAGGUCUAAUAUGGUUUAUAGGCAAAUAACACUUUCAUUCAAUGUGAAAACUCAAAAACCUUUAAAAUAGUACUUAACCCCUUUAUACACUCAUGCCAUUAAUUAUUAAUGUUAUCAAGUUUGGAAACAUUCAGUUCUCGUUUUUGGUACAGAUUACGCUCUGUUUAGUUUUUCCUAUUAAUUUCAUAAUUAAAUAUGUAAGAUUUAGAUGGGUUUCACAUAUGCUCACACACAUUAUUUUUUUCUUAUCGUCGUGUGUUAGUUCGAGAAAGUUUUGUUAGUUGGCAACAUCACACUAGCCUAGAAUCUUCUGGUAGAAACUAUCUUUGAAAUAUUAAAACUUAAUUAAUCGACAAACAGAUAUAUAAUCCAUGUUCAUGAAUAUUUAUGUUUUUAAAUGCUACUUAAGGCAAAAAUCAAUGAUUAAUAUUAAAUUCCGUAAAUAAAUAAAGCCAUUGUGAAAAUCAAAUGUCAGAUUGUAUUGUGCAUGAAAUAUAAUGGAGCCAAUUCGAGAUUUUGUGUUGAAAUUAACUACACUAAUUAGUGUGAUUAAAUUCUUUAAGUAUAUAAUAAUAUGUAAAUCAUUUUUAGAAAUCAUUAAAUUUUCAUUGUUUUUUUUUUUUAAUUUGGAUUAGAUCUCGGGAAGACAACAUCUCGAAUUGGGCGGAUGAAUGCAUAUUUCACUAUCACAAAAUCGUUAUGUAUAAAAAUACUGAUCUAAAUAAUUAUUAGUUUAAAAAAUUUUAAAUUAUGAAUUAAAAGAAAAAUAAUGAGAACGGUAAAUUGUAAAUAAUAGUAUUUUAGUGACGAGACGUACAUAGUUUAUAAGUUUAAUUAUUUUCUAAGAUUGAAUAGAUAUUUGUAUUUGUAAGAUAUAUUUAGAUGAUUUAUAUUAUAUUUUUUUCUUAAUUUUUUUUUUGUACCGCGAAACAAUACUUGUAUUGUCGACCACUCAACGUACGACUGAUUGGAAAUUGACCGUUUUAUCUAUUUUUAUAGGCCGUUACAGAGGCCGGGCUGCAAUAUCGUUGGGUCGUUUACAAAUACCGAUAAAUUGAGAAGCUAAAUUCAUAUUUGACGCCGUCAUCGCAGAAGUGGCCUAGCCCGCAAUUUUUACAUUCGUGUAUAUCGACGCUUGAAAGGCAAACGUGACUAAGCGUCAAUGCGUGAAUUUUACAGUAGACUAAUUUAAAGUUGAAAUACCUGAAAACAAAAUUUAUUUUAACGAAUCUAGCUGUAGUAGAAUCUAGCUAGUAGCUGUAGGAUUGAAAUGAUUACAAUAGACCUAGAAAUAUAUAUUUUUUGCGCAUCGAAUAUGGUUAUUGCCUAUCAUUUAUGUACAAAAAGCAGUUAUCGUCGCUUAGUCACGUUUGCCUUUCAAGCGUCGAUAUGUAAUAACUAUACUGCAAUUUAUUUAAAACAUAAAUAAAUUUUGAUGCAAAACCAUGGCCUACCCAUAGUUUCACAUAUAGAUAACAGAUGGAUUUGUAAAUAUAAGUUUUGCGCGUAUUGUUUUUGCCUACAAAGCAGUUUAAAAGUUAAUACAAACCUCAUUAUCUCCAUGCGAAAUAUGGUAAGCUUAGGUAAGCAACUUUUGCGCUGACGGCCUCAUUUAAAAUCAGUCGUACAAACAAUAUUAUGUAUAUUAAUAUAUUUAUAGGUCGAUUUUAAUUUGUCAUUCUUAUAUGUAAACGAAUUAUAUCAUUUAGAUUAAGUACAUGAAUAUGCUUUUCGCCGACAAUUACGAUUUAUAUUUACAAAAAGAGACGUAUUUUUUUUUCUUAUUCCUUGCCAAUAAAUGAGGCAUAAAGAUUUUUA
Messenger RNA from Bombyx mori (domestic silkworm), 10039 nucleotides. Its product is annotated as HIRA-interacting protein 3. The record is from RefSeq and is a predicted model, not a curated record. The transcript has 16 exons. Gene Ontology annotation, cellular component: nucleus. Lineage: Eukaryota; Metazoa; Arthropoda; Insecta; Lepidoptera; Bombycidae. The coding region runs from base 234 to 2141 and encodes 635 amino acids.